AAUGAUCGGUCCCGCAACUACUAAGGAUAAGUUAUUAAAACUUAUGACCGAAAAAGAGAACUUGGAAACUCAAAUCAAUGCCUAUGGCAGUGUUUUGGCAGAGAAUGAUAACGUUGGCAUGCACGGCUCAUUAGUCGAUUCCGAGGGAUUUCCACGCAAUGACAUUGACAUCUAUAAAGUUCGUCAGGCCAGACAACAAAUUAUUUGUUUACAAAAUAAUCACAAGACCCUAAUGAAAUCUAUCGAGGAACUUAUGCAUCAGUUACAUGCCGAGACAAGACAACAAAAUUUGACACAACAAACAUCGGAGCUAAAUUUAAAUGGUAGCUCCAGUGAGCAUUCGGAAGAAAUGGAUGCAAGUGUAAAUGGUUUGACACCCUUGGUACCAAUUGUGAAAAUAACCCAUGUUGAUGCAGGAUCACCAGCAGAACGAGCAGGUCUUCGUAGCCAGGAUAGAAUUGCCGAAUUCGGUUCGGUGAAUGCAGAUAACUUCAAUAAACAACUAUCCACCAUCGCUAGCAUUGUCAGUCAUAAACGUGAUCAAAGAAUUCCAUUGAAAGUUUUACGAAAUAAUGAAAUAUUGGAUAUUAUAUUAAUUCCGCAGCGAUGGUCGGGUAAUGGUUUGUUGGGUUGCAAUAUUGUUCUGAUUGAUUAAUUGGAAAUUGUUUGCUAA
Molecule: messenger RNA, 673 nt
Organism: Musca vetustissima
Lineage: Eukaryota; Metazoa; Arthropoda; Insecta; Diptera; Muscidae
Product: 26S proteasome non-ATPase regulatory subunit 9
Exons: 3
Biological process (GO): proteasome regulatory particle assembly
Cellular component (GO): nucleus; cytoplasm
Molecular function (GO): protein binding
Source: RefSeq, a predicted model, not a curated record